Messenger RNA from Eublepharis macularius, 447 nucleotides. Its product is annotated as fatty acid-binding protein, adipocyte-like. The transcript has 2 exons. Gene Ontology annotation, cellular component: nucleus; cytosol. The record is from RefSeq and is a predicted model, not a curated record. Gene Ontology annotation, molecular function: fatty acid binding. Gene Ontology annotation, biological process: fatty acid transport. Lineage: Eukaryota; Metazoa; Chordata; Lepidosauria; Squamata; Eublepharidae. The coding region runs from base 1 to 447 and encodes 148 amino acids.
AUGUGUGAACCAUUUCUGGGAACGUGGAAGCCACUUCCUAGUGAGAACAUUGAUGAUUACCUGAAAGAACUUGGUGUGGGCUUUGCUACUAGGAAGGUGGCUGGCGUUGCCAAGCCCAAUGUCAUUAUCAGUUGCAAUGGGGAUAUUAUAACCCUCAGAACAGAGAGCACUUUCAAGAACACGGAGAUUAGCUUCAAGCUGGGAGAAGAGUUUGAUGAGACCACAGCAGAUGAUAGGAAAGUAAAGAAUCUUGUGACUAGAGAUGGGCACGAUCCGCAUCAUGAAUACAAUGGAGUUCUCAGUCAGCUUCAGAAAUGGGAUGGGAAACAGACCACAAUAAAAAGAAAGAUUGCUGGUGGAAAGUUGAUUGUGGAGUGUGCUAUGAACAAUGUUGUCUCUGCCAGAGUCUAUGAAAAAGCACGAGGACUCUUGCCACCUGACAAAUAG